Molecule: messenger RNA, 2769 nt
Organism: Cucumis sativus (cucumber)
Lineage: Eukaryota; Viridiplantae; Streptophyta; Magnoliopsida; Cucurbitales; Cucurbitaceae
Product: glucomannan 4-beta-mannosyltransferase 2
Exons: 9
Coding region: 421-2040 (539 amino acids)
Cellular component (GO): Golgi apparatus
Molecular function (GO): mannan synthase activity
Source: RefSeq, a predicted model, not a curated record
UAAUCACACAUACUCUUUCUCUUUCUCUCUCUCUCUGCUCCACUGCCUUUGCUACUGUUAUCCUCUUCUUCAAUUUCCUCUUCAAAAUUCACUUUUAGUAGCAGAGGCAGAGCUCAAUCCAUUGGGAGAGAGAAGAGAUCAAAGGCAUUUUUCAUUCAGAAAUUUAUAGUUGAAAGGAGAUUGAGAUCUGAGUUGUAACUUGCGUUUUUUUCUCUUCUGGGUUUCCAUAUUUUCAUGGAUUUUGUGAUAAUUGCUUCCCAAUUACAGAUUUAAACCGCACCCACAUUACCAUUUUUUUGUUUUGUGUUGUUUCUGUUGAAAAUCCCAAAGAACUCAUCGAUCUAUUGGGAUUUCCUUCUUCUUUUUCUUCUUCAUUCAACUGUCUCUCUGUAAUUCGCCGCUCUGUUUCAGAGAGAGGCUAUGGCUGAAACUACACAGAUUCUGUUACCGGAGUCAUUUCAAGGAGGAAGAGGUGAUUUCACUGAACAAAUUUGGUUGAUAUGGGAGCUAAUCAAAGCGCCAUUGAUAGUUCCUGUGUUGAGAUUAAUGGUUUAUAUCUCAUUGGCAAUGUCUCUGAUGCUUUUCUUUGAAAGGCUUUAUAUGGGAAUUGUUAUCAUUCUGGUUAAGCUCUUUUGGAAGAAACCUGAGAAACGAUAUAAAUAUGAACCUAUUCAGGACGAUUUGGAAUUGGGAAGCUCAAAUUUCCCCCAUGUUCUCAUUCAAAUCCCAAUGUUUAACGAAAGAGAGGUUUACAAGAUCUCCAUUGGAGCUGCUUGUGGACUUUCAUGGCCGGCCGACCGCCUUGUUAUUCAAGUUCUUGACGAUUCAACCGACCCUGUCAUUAAGCAAAUGGUUGAACAAGAAUGCCUAAGAUGGGCAAGUAAAGGAAUCAACAUAACGUAUCAAAUCAGAGAAACCAGAGGAGGAUACAAAGCCGGAGCUCUGAAAGAAGGGCUUAAACGAAGCUAUGUUAAACACUGUGAAUAUGUCGCGAUUUUCGACGCGGAUUUCCGGCCGGAGCCGGAUUAUCUCCGCCGUGCGAUUCCGUUCUUGGUGAAUAAUCCCGAUAUUGCCCUUGUUCAAGCUCGGUGGAGAUUCGUGAAUGCAGAUGAGUGUUUGUUGACAAGAAUGCAAGAGAUGUCUUUGGAUUACCAUUUUACAGUGGAACAAGAAGUUGGUUCUGCUACUCAUGCCUUCUUUGGCUUCAAUGGAACUGCUGGUGUAUGGAGAAUUGCUGCUAUUAAUGAGGCAGGUGGAUGGAAAGACAGGACCACAGUGGAAGACAUGGACCUUGCUGUUAGAGCUAGUCUUAGAGGCUGGAAAUUUGUCUACUUAGGUGACCUGCAGGUAAAAAGUGAGCUUCCUAGUACUUUCAAAGCCUUCCGUUUCCAGCAGCAUCGUUGGUCUUGUGGCCCUGCCAAUCUUUUCCGCAAAAUGGUUAUGGAAAUUGUCAGAAACAAGAAAGUUAGAUUCUGGAAGAAAGUUUAUGUGAUUUAUAGUUUCUUCUUUGUGAGGAAGAUCAUUGCCCAUAUGGUUACUUUCUUCUUUUACUGCGUUGUUCUUCCUCUCACCAUUUUGGUUCCUGAAGUUUAUGUACCAAUUUGGGGAGCUGUUUACAUUCCUUCGAUUAUUACCAUUUUGAACUCAGUAGGAACUCCAAGGUCAAUUCACCUUCUGUUCUACUGGAUCCUUUUCGAAAAUGUCAUGUCGUUGCACCGUACGAAAGCAACAUUGAUCGGUCUAUUGGAAGCCGGUCGAGCCAACGAAUGGGUUGUCACUGAAAAACUUGGAGAUGCUCUCAAAAACAAGGCAGCUGCUGAUAAGAAAGCAGGUGGCAAAAUACCUAAAGUAAGGUUGAGAUGCAAAUUUGGAGACAGAAUCAACACAUUGGAGCUUGGAUUUGCAGCAUUCUUGUUCUUAUGUGGCUGCUAUGACUUUGUUCAUGGGAAGAACAAUUACUUUAUUUACCUUUUCCUUCAGACAUUCAGCUUUCUGAUCACUGGAAUUGGAUAUGUUGGAACCAUCAUCCCAAGCUCUUGAAAAGUGAAGAUCAUUUCUAUUUGUUUGAUGCCCCUUUGUUGGCUACAAAAGUUUAUAUAUAUAUAUUAUAUAUAAAUGUAUGAAACGAAAAAAAAGCAAAAAAAAAAAAAAAAAAAAGUAUGCAUGUGGGGUUCUGAGUUCUUUUAAGAUGCAACUAAUAAUUAGUAAAGUUGAUAAUGUUCUACAGAAGAGGAGUAGCCUGCCGCCUAACUUAGAAGAAAAGGGGGUUUUUUAUUUUCAGAAAAAGGCCUGAGAGGCAUCAGAAAUUGCAAGAAAAGUCAGCUACUUUGGAAAAAUUACACAAAUCAGUCCCAAUGAAGAAGAAGAAGAAACAGAGAGGUUAGGAUUUGAAGAGGAAAAAGAGGAAUUGCUUAUGGGUAUUUUCGUCAUUUAGAUUGUUUUCUUUUCUAAAUUGUGAAAUACUUUUUUGUCAUUUUAUGGGGUUGGUCCAUUUGUUACUUUUUUUUUUCCUUAGCUUUGUGGGGGAAUAAAGCACAUGGAUUAUAGGGUGAACUUGUUGUAAUAACACUUGUUUACCAUUUCAACUUCUUUUUCUUUUUUUCUUUUUUUCAGGAUAAAUUUGUUAGGGCAUUGCAUUUUCUUGGGAGAAAAAUUAAUUUUCUUUUUUUAUUUUCAAUUUUUUUCUAUUGAUUGUUAGCAUUAUGUAAGAAUAUUCAUGUUUGGAAGUUGGAUAGUUUUCUUAUUUAUGCUAAAAUUAUAUUUCCUCCA